AUGUCAAUACAAGUAGGCAAAGCGGAUAAAGCAGAAAAAGGAGACAAAGCGAUAGCCAGUAAACUAGACAAAUCUAAGCAGACCGAAAUCAAAGAAAAACUAUAUAAUACAAAGCAAGUAGAAACAUCCAUAACUAUACUUGAUUCUCCAGAAGUCGAUAUAGUUCUAGAAGCCCUUCUAUUUAUAUCAAAAUAUGCCGAUCUUAAUAAAAACAAUUCAGUGUUUCUGAUUAAAAAGGGAUUAAUACCGAAAUUAACACAGAACUUAUCAAAGAAUAUCUGCAUUUUGAGACUUUCUUUGCGGUUGUUUACUGAAGUCCUAAAUUUUGAAGAGGCUCUAAAUGAAAUUGAUCAAGAAAUAUACGAUGAAACUUUCCUUCAAAUAACCGAUAUGUUCAUCGACCACAAAGAUGUCCAUGUUAGACAGUACUGUAUAGAGAUUUUAUCAAAGAUUGCAGCUAUGCCUCGCAUAGCCGUUCUUAUAUUCAAAAUAGAUCUUCUAAGUCCUGUUUUGGAGAAUAUCAAAUUUUCUAAGAAUUCGACGGUACAAUAUUACACAUUGUUACUGUUUUUUCGAUUAAUGGAUAUACCAGCAGCGAUAAGUGCUGUUCCUGAAUGCAACAACUAUGACCCUAAAAAGAUUACUAGUUUUAAAUUAUCGUUUCUACAAGAUGGUUUUAAAACAGUACAUUUAGUUGAAAAACUUUUAGCGAUUAUCAUGAGGGACAGUCGUGAAGAACAGCAUGAAAAAGCAAUACAAAUCUUACUUAACUGUAUACAAAGCGAAGAAACUAGCACUUAUUUCAUCGAGUCAAUAGAAUUUUUAGAACUAUGUCAAUGGAUAAAAACCUGCCAUCCAAAGUAUCUUACUCCUCUUAUUGAAGUUUUUCUAAAGCUGUCAAGCGUACCCGAAAUUAAGCAGAUGCUUUUUGAUCUGUCCGUUGAAGAAUCAGUUUUAUACUUUUUUAGAUACUCCAAUAAAUUCGUUAUUAACAAAACAUGCCAGACUGUCUCAAAUUUAACUACCCACAAAUACUGUUGUGAACAAAUGCUAACACCUGUUAUAGCCUCCACACUUUUGGAUAUCCUAAAUCGACAGAAUGACGAAGAGGAUCCAUAUAAUGAAAUUGCCCUAAAAACAAUAUUCCAUUUUAUAAGACGGUAUAAUCGAGCUAUAGAGAUUUUUAUGGCAAAAGAAUUCAAGCCUAUACUUCUAAAUUAUUUCUUAGUCAAAUCAAAACUAAUAGCUGAUGAAAGUUUUGCCAUGGUGCUCGAAAUAAUAUAUAGAUGCCUAGUUCAUCCGUUAUAUCAACAAGAGUUUAUAUCUUCUGAACUAUUCGUAGAACUGUUAACUUUGUUUAAAGAGUCUACUCCAUCUGUCUCAAGUCUGUGCUGUGAGAUACUAACAAGCGUACUACCUACACAAGAUUUUAGAAAAUGUUUCCUACAAAAAAAUGGACCAAAGACGUUCUUGAAUGUUAUGGAGAACUGUCAAGAUGUAGAAUUAUUAACGCAAAUUUUAUACUUUCUUUUCAGUUCUCUUGUCUAUGAGGACGUCGCUAUGGCCUUUCUGCACGGUGGCUUAAUCAGAAGUUUGAGGAAAUUUGAUGAAUUCUUAAAAUCCAAAAUACCGCUUAUAAAAAAAGUCUUAAAUAUGGCUUUGGGUUAUUAUUUACCCAUCAAAUUUUUCGAAAUGGGUCGACUGGAAGUAACAGAGAAACUCCCAAACAGAUUUUAUUUGAUUAACGGACCUUGGACUGCACCGUUUCCAUUUUUAGAUGUCCUUGAAAAUAUCCAUGUAUCACCUUAUCAGACUAUAUAUGUCGUUGACUAUUCACUCGAAGUUGUAAAAGAAAACUUACCAGAGCUUAAAAGUCAAACUUCAUUGCUCAUAUCAAAAAGUUAUUCAAAAUCGUUUGAAUCAUCUCCGUCAAUUAAAAAAUCUCCAGAAAACAGCAACCUAACAAUAACUUCCCACGAUUCAGGUACUUUUGAUAUUAAUUAUGGAGGAAUCUCAUCAGAUCCAUACCUUCCAAGAUACAUUUACCAUAUCCAAAAAUAUGAAAAGUAUCUUCAAGGGGACAUACAAACCAGAUGUCGAUUUCUGGCAGAGUAUAUCGAUACACUUCUUUGCGGUCCAAAAGAACACCUAACAUUACCUCAAAAGAUUCACGAGUACAAAUUACAAAUAGAGUGCUUAAAAAACAAACUAGGAAACAAUAUAAUUCCAAUUGGCUAUCUGAGACUAGGAUUUCACUGUGAAAGAGCUUUACUAUUUAAAGCUUUAGCAGAUAAAGUGAGUAUACCUUGUUCUUUAGUCAAAGGUAAUCUGAAAAUAUAUUGGAACGAAGUAGCAGUAUUUGAAGGUCUGGAUACUGACGAAAAAGUAAAAUUUUACGUAGUAGAUUUAAUCGAGGAUUUAGGUAAUUUAAUGCCUGUAGGAUCCAGAGAAGCAAAUAAAUAUUGUAACAAUAAUUAA
Sitophilus oryzae (rice weevil) is the source of this 2478-nucleotide messenger RNA. RefSeq lists its product as uncharacterized. Bases 1 to 2478 code for a protein of 825 amino acids. NCBI's taxonomy places the organism in Eukaryota, Metazoa, Arthropoda, Insecta, Coleoptera, Curculionidae. The transcript is spliced from 2 exons. The record is from RefSeq and is a predicted model, not a curated record.